Messenger RNA from Plodia interpunctella (Indianmeal moth), 1262 nucleotides. RefSeq names its product Pyrroline-5-carboxylate reductase-like 2 (gene P5cr-2). The transcript is spliced from 7 exons. Gene Ontology annotation, biological process: L-proline biosynthetic process. The record is from RefSeq and is a predicted model, not a curated record. The coding region runs from base 208 to 1044 and encodes 278 amino acids. Gene Ontology annotation, molecular function: pyrroline-5-carboxylate reductase activity. Lineage: Eukaryota; Metazoa; Arthropoda; Insecta; Lepidoptera; Pyralidae.
UUAGGUUCAGUAUUGCAUUCAUAGUCCGGUUGAUAAGCACGCUUAUAGCAUUUAUAAAUAAACAAAUGAACAAAAACAUUGAAAUUUGUGAACAGAAAAAAACAAAAAAUAAUAAAAUCUUGGCAAGUGUAAAACUUUUCGGGUAAAGAAAGUUUGUGGUGUCUAAGUUGGAAAGUUUUGUUUGUGCUUCGAAAGCUCUCUUUGAAAAUGAUCAAAUUAACAAGUGAAGCCAUGAAGAUAGGAUUCAUCGGAGGCGGUAGGCUGGCCUUUGCUCUGGCCAAUGGUUUCAUCUCAGCUGGUUUGGCUAAGCCUGACGAGAUCACAGCCAGCUGUCAUCCUGCUGAUAAAACGAGUGCUGAAGCAUUUAAGCAACUCGGAGCGACAACUCUCUUCGAAAAUAAGUCGGUGGUGGAACGAUCAGAGGUGGUGAUCGUGUCGGUGAAGCCUGACGUGGUGGGGCCUGCGCUGCGGGACGUGCGGGACCUGCCCGCCAGCAAGAACAAGCUCUUCAUAUCUGUCGCUAUGGGAGUCACUACUGCUACUAUCGAGAAGACACUUCCUUCGGAAGCGCGCGUGAUCCGCGUGAUGCCCAAUACGCCAGCGUUGGUUAAACAAGGAGCCGCAGCGCUAAGCAGAGGUUCCCGGGCCACGGCUCAUGAUGCCAUGCUUGCUGCCAAACUGUUCAGAGCAGUAGGCACCUGUGACGAGGUUCCUGAGUAUCAGAUGGAUGCUGUCACUGCUUUGAGCGGGAGCGGACCGGCUUAUAUAUACAUGCUGAUAGAAUCGCUAGCAGACGGCGGGGUGCGGUGCGGGCUGCCGCGGGAGCUGGCGCUGCGGCUCGCGGCGCAGACGACGCUGGGCGCCGCCACCAUGCUGCAGGAGGGGCAUCCCGCCGUGCUGAAGGACAAUGUUACCAGUCCCGCUGGCUCCACCGCAGAGGGAACCUAUCAUUUGGAGAAGAAUGGUUUUAGAGCCGCUGUGAUAGGUGCAGUGAAGGCCGCCUCGGACAGAUGCAAAGUGGUCAAUCAACAGUUAAAUAAUUAAAAUAUAAUAAAUCGUAGGAAGUACUUAUUAGUUAAGUCAAAGAUAUUUCUUAUGGUUUUAUUAUUACUUAUUUCUAUAAAUGUGAUAUGCUUACCUACCUGCUUAUUGUGAAUUACCUAUGAACAUGAAAUUAGAAACAAACAAAUAUAUGAUAAAUAUGUAAUUUAUCUACUGUGAAUACUUUAAGAAGAGAAAUAAAUAUUUUAUUUUUUAGAUAA